Myripristis murdjan (pinecone soldierfish) is the source of this 7423-nucleotide messenger RNA. It is a transcript of the gene tjp1a, whose product is annotated as tight junction protein 1a. Bases 409 to 5634 code for a protein of 1741 amino acids. Gene Ontology annotation, molecular function: cell adhesion molecule binding. Gene Ontology annotation, cellular component: plasma membrane; bicellular tight junction. Gene Ontology annotation, biological process: cell-cell junction organization; establishment of endothelial intestinal barrier; cell-cell adhesion. NCBI's taxonomy places the organism in Eukaryota, Metazoa, Chordata, Actinopteri, Holocentriformes, Holocentridae. The transcript is spliced from 32 exons. The record is from RefSeq and is a predicted model, not a curated record.
GAGGUUUACAAAGCCAAAGCCUGCCAUUGCAGUUUACUGGAUCUACCGACCAAGUGAUGCCUACUCUUCCCAACUUUUCACCCACCACUUAGCGAGGAAACGAGACAACAAGGCGGUUGUUAUUGGCUCAUUUCAACUUGUGUGUCUUUCAUGACUCGCCGUGAACCUGGAGUAACGUCUCAGCUCCUGACGAUAAGAUAAUGAACUUUGGACUUUCCACACGCCUUUCCGUGUCAUGUUUCCCGUCGUCCUGGAUAGAAUAAAAUAACAACGCAGCCCGGCGUGGCGGCAGCUGGGCGAAAUUCAACAGGAAAAUAAACAGCGCACACUUCAUCCGGGUGAUAAAUAAGAAGAAGGAAAAAAAGAAACUUUAAACUUGCCACUUUUGAAGCGGAGCAGGAGUGAAACAUGUCUGCCAAAGCUUCAAACAAGAGUGCCGCGAUGGAGGAAACCGUCAUAUGGGAACAGCAUACAGUGACCCUUCACAGGGCCCCAGGGUUUGGCUUUGGCAUUGCCAUCUCAGGUGGGCGGGACAACCCACAUUUCCAGAGUGGAGAGACAUCCAUAGUGAUCUCUGAUGUGUUGAAAGGAGGACCUGCAGAGGGCCUGCUACAAGAAAAUGACCGUGUGGUGAUGGUCAAUGCUGUCUCUAUGGACAAUGUAGAGCAUGCAUAUGCUGUACAGCAGCUCCGCAAGAGUGGCAAAAAUGCAAAGAUAACUAUUCGCAGGAAAAGGAAAGUGCAGAUCCCUGUCUCCCGGCCAGGGGACAGGGAGACUAUGUCAGAGCACGAGGAAGAGGACAGUGAUGAAGACGAUGGCUAUGAACAGCACAGCGGCCGCAGUGGCCCAAGUGCCUAUGGCGGAGCGAGUGGAGGCACAGGCACCGGAAGGCGUCAUGAGCGUGAGCGCAGCAACAGCGGCAGGCGGGAUCACAGUGCCUCGCGGGAGAGAAGCAUCUCACCGCGCUCCGAUCGCCGCUCACAAGCCUCCUCUGCCCCACCCAGGCCUGCUAAAGUCACCCUUGUCAAAUCCCGCAAGAAUGAAGAGUACGGGCUGCGGUUGGCUAGCCACAUCUUUGUGAAGGACAUCUCCCCUGAGAGCCUUGCCGCCAGGGAUGGAAACAUCCAGGAGGGAGACGUUGUACUCAAGAUCAAUGGCACAGUUACAGAGAACCUAUCGCUGAUAGAUGCUAAGAAACUGAUUGAGAGGUCAAAGGGCAAGUUGAAGAUGGUGGUGCAGAGAGAUGAGCGAGCGACACUGCUGAACAUUCCUGACCUGGAUGACAGCAUCCCCUCCGCCAACAACUCAGACAGAGAUGACAUUUCAGAAAUACAUUCGCUGACAUCAGAUCAUUCCAAUCGAUCCCAUGGGCGAGGCAGUCGAUCACGUUCGCCUGACAGGCCCGAGCAGUCGGACCAUCUCCGUCACUCGCCACGCCAGAUCAGUAAUGGCAGUUGGAGACUACAGAAGAAGGCAGGUUCACUCUUGCACAGAUUACUCCCAAUCCAUAGAAGUCGGGAUGAGGAUCGCCUGUCCAAGCCAGGGGCCAUGUCCACACCAGUCAGAGGCUCUGAUGAUGGCGUGCUGUCACAGGCCAGUGACCAGGCCAGCUCCAGAGAUGACAAGCAGUUACCCCCACUGCCUGAACCAAAGCCAGUUUAUGCCCAGCCUGGCCAGCCUGACGUGGACCUCCCAGUCAGCCCCUCUGAUGCCCCUGUGCCCAGCGCUGCUCAUGAUGACGGCAUCCUCAGGCCGAGUAUGAAGCUGGUGAAGUUUAAGAAGGGAGAGAGCGUCGGCCUCCGGCUGGCAGGAGGAAACGAUGUGGGCAUUUUUGUGGCAGGAGUUUUGGAGGACAGCCCUGCAGCCAAGGAGGGACUAGAGGAAGGAGACCAGAUUCUCAGGGUGAACAAUGUGGACUUCGCGAACAUCAUUCGGGAGGAGGCUGUGCUGUUCCUGCUUGAUCUGCCCAGAGGAGAGGAGGUUACCAUCCUGGCGCAGAAAAAGAAGGAUGUGUACCGGAGGAUAGUGGAAUCAGACGUGGGCGACUCCUUCUACAUUCGGACUCAUUUCGAAUAUGAAAAAGAGUCACCGUACGGGCUGAGUUUUAACAAGGGCGAGGUCUUCCGAGUGGUAGACACACUAUACAAUGGCAAACUGGGCUCCUGGUUGGCAAUCCGCAUUGGGAAGAACCAUCAGGAGGUGGAGAGGGGCAUCAUCCCGAACAAGAACAGAGCUGAGCAGCUGUCCAGUGUGCAGUACACCCUCCCCAAAACACCAGGGGGCGACAGGGCGGACUUCUGGAGGUUCCGCGGCUUGCGCAGCUCCAAGAGGAACUUACGGAAGAGCAGAGAGGACCUGUCGGCCCAGCCAGUCCAGACCAAGUUCCCUGCAUAUGAGAGGGUGGUGCUGAGGGAAGCUGGGUUCCUGAGGCCUGUGGUCAUCUUCGGGCCAAUAGCAGACGUGGCAAGAGAGAAACUGGCCAGGGAGGAGCCUGACAUUUUUGAACUAGCAAAAACACAGCAGCAACAAGGAGGGGAAAAGAGUGAACCCAGAGAUGCAGGAACCGACCAGAAAAGCUCCGGCAUCAUACGCCUGCACACCAUCAAACAGAUCAUUGACCGCGACAAGCAUGCAGUGCUGGACAUCACCCCGAACGCAGUGGACCGUCUGAACUACGCCCAGUGGUAUCCGAUUGUAGUCUUCCUCAAUCCGGACACCAAGCAAGGUGUCAAGAACAUGAGGACCCGCCUCUGUCCCGAGUCCAGGAAGAGCGCCAGGAAGCUCUACGAACGAGCCCUCAAACUGAGGAAGAACAACCACCAUCUCUUCACCACAACUAUCAACAUGAACAGCAUGAACGAUGGUUGGUAUGGAGCGCUUAAGGAGAUCAUCCAGCAGCAGCAGAAUCAACUGGUGUGGGUUUCAGAGGGCAAGGCUGAUGGUGCUCCUGAGGACGACUUGGACAUCCAUGACGACCGGCUGUCCUACCUGUCGGCGCCAGGCAGUGAGUACUCCAUGUACAGCACAGAUAGCCGCCACACUUCGGACUACGAGGACACAGACACAGAAGGUGGCGCUUACACGGACCAGGAGCUGGACGAGACGCUGAAUGACGACGUGGGUCCGCCCUCGGAGCCUGCCAUCACACGCUCAUCUGAGCCUGUUCGUGAGGACCCGCCUGUCAUCCAGGAGCCCCCCGGCUACGCUGGCUACCAGCACACGGUGCAGCCAGACCCCCUGAAUCGCAUCGACCCGGCUGGGUUCAAGGCGCCGGUGCCGCAGCAGAAAGCAGAGGCCGCUGCCAUCCCUAGCAUCCCCCAGCAGCCUGAGCCCCUGGCUGAGACAGCGCCCCCUGCUGUCGACGUCACUGUAAACACUGUAGGGGGUUUGAGCCCUGAGGAGGCUCCUGCAGCUCCCCACAGCCAGCCAAGCCCCAGCCCCAGCCCUGAGGCUGGCUCACUUAGGAGGCCUACCCCUGAGCUAGCCCCUCAGAGCGUCACACCUGAACCUCUACAGUCUGGACUGCCCAGUUCAGAGCCAAAGAUGUUUCAGAAGGAUCCCUACAGCACAGACAACGCAGGGAGAAUUGGCCAUGGCAUGAAGCCUGUGACGUACGACCCCCAGCAGACGUACCACCCCGACCAACAGCCAUACAGAGAUUACGACCACCCACCCAGUCGCUACGAUGUCAGCAGCAGCAGUGUCAACAGCGGAGGUGGUUACGUAGAACCAAAGUACCGCAACUACGACUCUCACCUGCCAUAUGAGAACAGCGUGCCUCACUACGACCAGCAGCAGUGGAACCCCUACAAUCAGCCUCCACCUACUGCCGCUCCCCAGGGCUACGACCCUCGCCUGCCCUAUGGAGAUGUCCCCGACCGCCAGUACAGCCCUCCUCAACGCUUUGAUGAACCGCCACCCCAGCCAGGUUUUGAUGGACGGCCUCGCUACGGUAAACCAGCAGGUCCAGGGCCCGUUCGUUAUGACGAGCCCCCUCCUCCUGGUCCGGGGUACGAUCUGCGGCCACGCUACGACCAGGAGUCUCACCCGGCUGCCUACCCCACGGCCGCCCGCUCCCCGGACCCUGCGGCCCAGCGGCCCGCCUACAACCAGGCACCACCUGCGCAGCACAGAGGCUACAAACCCCAGCAGUAUGACACCCCUCCUGUGAACUCUGAGCCCAGCCCCACACCCCCUCCCAAAGCUGAAGCCCCCUCACCCGCCCCCAGCGACACUCCCAAGGCUCUCCCAGCUCCGCCCAGAGAGGAGCCACCCGAGGACGACCCAGCCAUGAAGCCCCAGUCGGUCCUGACGCGGGUCAAGAUGUUCGAGAACAAGCGCUCUGUGUCCGUCGACCGAGCCAGAGAGGCCGGGGAUGCUUCUGGGAGCAGGGCAGCUGAUUUGCCUGUGAAGCCAGGUGGAGGAAUCCCCAAAGCUAACUCUCUGAGCAAUUUGGACCAGGAGAAGUCUUUCAGGGCCCCAGAGCCUCAGAAGCCUCAGUCCAAGGUAGCCGAUGACAUUGUGCGCGCCAACCAUUACGAUCCCGAUGAGGAUGAGGAGUACUACCGGAAACAGCUGUCUUACUUUGACAAGCUCCAGUCUGGCCCCAACAAACCACAGCCACAAGCACAGUCCAGCUACAGCUACCCAAGGACGGAGUCAGUGGAGAAAGUAAGUCCAGUGGAGAAGAGAUAUGAACCAGUUCCCCAGGUGACCCCUUCUUUCCCACCAGCUACACUGCCCAAACCCACGUCACCUGAAGCCAAGCCUCCAGCCCGUGAGGACACUGUCCAGACCAACUUCCUGCCUCACAAGAGUUUCCCUGAGAAGUCUCCGGUUAACGGCACCAGCGAGCAGCCUCCCAAGACAGUCAGCGGUACUGGGGCCCCGCCAGCCUCCAGCUACAACCGCUACGUCCCCAAGCCCUACACCACCUCUGCCAGGCCUUUCGAGCGCAAGUUUGACAGUCCUAAAUUCAACCACAACCUGCUGCCCAAUGAUAAGACGGAGUUGGCGCCAAAGGGCCCAAGCUCCAGCCCAGUGAAGCCCCAGAUCCCCCCACAGGCCCAGAGCACAGAUCCAGACAGUGGCCUGGAUACUUUCACUCGCACUAUGGACCACCGCUCUAAAUACCAGCACAACAACAUCAACGCGGUGCCCAAAGCCAUCCCUGUGAGUCCCAGUGCCCUGGACGAUGACGACGAUGACGAAGGCCACACAGUGGUGGCUACAGCACGAGGGAUCUUCAACUGUAAUGGUGGCGUGCUGAGCUCCAUCGAGACGGGUGUCAGCAUUAUUAUCCCACAGGGUGCCAUCCCCGAGGGUGUGGAGCAGGAGAUCUACUUUAAGGUCUGCCGAGACAACAGCAUCCUGCCACCACUCGACAAAGAGAAAGGAGAGACUCUGCUCAGCCCUCUGGUGAUGUGUGGACCUCACGGCCUCAAGUUCCUGAAGCCUGUGGAGCUACGCUUACCUCACUGUGCGUCUAUGACCCCUGAUGGUUGGUCUUUUGCUCUAAAAUCCUCCGACUCCUCGUCGGGUGACCCAAAAAGCUGGCAGAACAAGUCUCUCCCUGGGGACCCAAACUACCUGGUGGGAGCCAACUGUGUUUCUGUGCUCAUUGACCACUUUUAAGGACGGCCCAGCAGGUGUGAUGUUACUGAAUGUCAAACCAUGGGGAACAAAAUGAAGAUUACAGACUCCUCCACAUGCACACACACACACACACACACACAUGCACACACUCGAACACACUUACACACCAUGCUACACCACACAACAAAGUAUGAAGAAGCUUCAGCCCCAUGGAAGAAGGAAGAAAACUCUCCCCUAUUUGACAUUUUGACAUAAAAUUGAACAUUUCUAUAUAUAUAUAUAAAAAAAACUCUUUAACCAUUGUUGGAAUGCAUGCCCUAUGUCACUGAGGAAUGAUACACUAAAUAUAUGUAAGCCAAUGUCAUCUUUCCAUAAAUAUAGAUGGAUGGAUGGGUUUUGAGGCUUGUACCACUGAAGUACAUACUUAAAAUCCAUGUAGGUGUAUUUAUGCUAUAUAUGCAUACAGUAUAUAUAGUAGUAUAGAUAUAAUUUUCAAUUUACUGAAAUUUUAAGGAAUUACUUUACCAGUCUACAUCUGUUAUGUUACAGUUCUGACUGACUAUACAGUAACUAUACAAGAUAUCAUCACAUUUCCACAUUACUUUUCACUGAGGGAACUUUAAUGAAGGUCUGAGGUAGGUGGCGGAGAUAAUUGGUAGUGAUUAAGUCAACGACUGCAAUAUUUGCAAGUGUCUGGUGCAGAUAUGUCGCUAUGAAGGUGUUGUCAUAACGUGAGCUGGAUAUGAAGCCAAGCAGCAUGCUUUGAGAACAGUUCCUCCUUGCUCUUUCUUCCUUCCUCCCUUCGUUCUUUCCUCCCUCACUUCCUUCCUUCCCUCCUUCUACCCCCCUACGGUGAUAUUCUUUGGCUCCUUCCAGCCCUGAGGGAGAUCUAUGCAUGUGCUUUACUCAGGUCCAGUAACCUGCUCAGUUCUUCCUCACCUCUCUCUUUCUCUCUCUCUUUCUUUCUCUCGCUCUCUCUCUUUCUCUGUCUCUGUGCACUCUCGCACUCACACACAAAUAAGCAGUGAUGCCUUAUCUGCAGAUUAUUCAGUUUUUUUUCAGUAAGGAAAAAAAAAUAACUAAGUUAUGAUAAAUUAUGGUAAAAUGAAGUUUGUUUUCUUUUGCCAUUUUGUGAACCCACUGUAUAAAUGAACUUGGGUUUGGCACAAAAGAACAGUUGAUAAAAGGAUAACAAAGGUAUGCUCUCUUUUUUCUGCUAUGCAUAUUACUUCAGAAAAAAAGAAAGAAAAACAAAAAGAAGUGGCUGUAAAUAACGCUAGCACAUUGCCUUGGUUCUUUGUUUGUAAAUGAACUUUUUGUAUGUCUUUGUUUUUUGUAAAAAAUAAAAAUAAAAAAAUAGAGAAAACAUGUUUUAAAAAGUGACAGAAAGUGAACGUGGUUAUCUUUGUAUUCUGAAUAUACCCUCAAGCCUUGGAACUUGUAACCUAACAGUAAUACAUCCACCUUUUCUACCAAUAUAUCUCACUAUAUAAUGGUCACAAAAGGUCUUUUUAUGGUUAUUUACUGAUCAGGAAAAGUGCUUGGGUUAAAUACAUUUAAAAACGUUCUUUUAAAAAGGGUGUGCUCUGAAAGUGUCCCCCUCAUUGAUUUGUGAUACUGGAUGCUGUAUUGUGUGCCCUUAAAUGUAUUUUUGUACUAAUAGACAAUAUAUUAUGUAUGGCACACCAGUACUAUUUUAUUUUUUAGAUAUAACACUGCUUUAAUUGGAUAUUAGCUCUUCACGUGUGGCUGACUUUUUUUUUUCUCCUCUGCGACACAAUUUUAAGUAUACCACUGUAUUAAUGAAUAAAAUCAUUUUUAAAUUAAA